AUGAUGCUCGAGGAGCCCGCGUACGCGUACGACGACGCCUCGGAGCGCCUGGCCUCGCCGGACGCGACGGCCCUGGAGCCGGCCACGGCGGCGUCCUUCGCGAAGCUCGAGCGCCCGUCGCCGCAGCCGCAGCGCCACCUGCUGGACGUGAACGCGCUGCAGCACCUGCUGCCCGGCCAGCCGCUCGGCGCGUCCGCGAAGCACCCCGUGAGCGACCCCGCGCGCGCGCGGCGCGCCGAGGAGGAGAUCCGGCGCAUGCUCAGCGACGACGGGCGGCUGCGCGUGCUCCAGCGGCGCGCGGAGCACGCCAUGCAGAUGGCCGCGGCGGCGCGGCGCGCCGAGGAGGUGGAGUCCGAGGCGUCGCGCGCGCUCGGCGGCGGCGGCUUCUUCGACGACGCCGACGAGCCCGCGCGCAGGGCGCCGAAGCCGGCCGCGGGCGCCGCGGCGGCGUCGGCGCGGGACGCGGCCUUCAUGGAGGCGCUCUCCCUGACGAACCCCAACGACCUGCGGCGCCUCGAGGCCGCCUACGACGACGCGUCCGCGGGCGCGGACCGCCUCGAGCGGUUCCUGCACCGGACGCUCCGCGAGUGCCGCCUCGAGGAGCGCAGCGACCGCGUGUCGCGCGCCGACGCCGCGCGCGCCGCCACCAAGGCCGCGAAGCGCCAGCUCCUCGGCGCCGGCACGACGGCCCAGGAGCUCAAGCGGACGCUCGACGCGUGCCGCCACGGCGCCGUCUUCCCCGGCGACGACGACGCGGCGCCGCCGCCGGCGCCCGCGCCGUCGCUCCGCGCCGAGGCCGCGGACCAGCGCCGGCGCAAGCCCAGCGACGUCUCCGCCGGGGCCUUCUGCCGGUCGCUCGGCCGCGCGGCGCGCGUCGACGGCGCCGCGCGGAAGCUCGGCGCGCGGUCGCUGCGGAACACGCAGUUCGGCGGCCCGACCGUCGACGUCGGCGACGUGGACCCGCGCAUCGGCGGCCUCCUCGCGCAGAGCCUCACGAGCCUCGGGCCCCGGUCGGCGAGCGCGCCCCUCGACGAGGCGAGCCAGCUGAGCGCGUCGCUCGGGUCGCGGCCGCCCGACGGCCUCCCGCGGCUCCAGCCCAUCCAGGCGCAGUCGAGCAAGCUCAGCAAGAAGUCGCUGCGGCGCAAGGCGCGGUCCGCGGCCCUGCGCAAGCAGGCGCGGCGGCGGACGCCGCCGGGCCGCCUCGCGCCGCUCGACGCGCCGACGCCCGCGCACGCGUCGCUGCGCGCCCAGCUGGAGGAGAGCCGGUCCAACUGCGCGGCCUUCGAGGCCGCGGUCAAGGCCGACGCGCAGUGGGCGGCGACGCACUGCCCGCGGCCCGAGCGGCCCCUCGACCCCGCGGGCCGCGCGCUGAGCGACGGCACGGCCGCGCUCUGCCGCCGCUGGGCCGCGGAGAAGCUCGCGGUAACGCUCGCGCGGCUCCGGCGCCAGCAGCUCUUCCGCGUGCUCUGCCGCUGGCGCGAGCACGCGGCGCUCGCGAGCAACGCGCACCAGGUCGCGCGCUACGCGCGCCUCGUGACCGCGCAGCGCUGCCUCGAGAUCUGCGAGGACUUCGUGCGGCGGAAGACGCGCGCGGCGCUCACGCGCUGGCUCUACGACGUCGAGCGCCAGCGCCUCGAGGAGGCGCGCGCGGCCGCGCUGCGGCUCCAGCGGCGCUGCCGCGUGUCCCUGUCCAAGAAGCGCGUCGACGGCCGGCGCGUCGAGGUCAACUGCGGCCGCAUCCAGAGCGGCUGGCGCUGCAAGCGCGCGCGCGCGCGCGCCGGCGAGCGCCGCGGCGCCGUGCUCCUCGACGGCGCGAGCAAGCGCAUCGGCGGCGCGUGGAAGAACCGCCGGUCCUGCCGGGGCGCGCGGUCCGAGGCCGACGCGCGCCGCCGGAAGCGCGAGGCGAAGCGGCAGAGCGACGGCGCGUCCGCGAUCCAGCGCCGGCUCCGGUGCCGCAACGCCGCGCGCGACGUCGAGGCGAAGCGCGGCGAGCGCGACCGCGAGGACGUCGCGCGCAAGCUCCAGGGCCUCCAGCGCUCGCGCGACGCCAAGGCCAAGGCCGCGGAGAAGCGCGAGCGCCGCGACGCGGCCAAGUCCCUGCAGAAGCGCGAGCGCGGCCGCCGCGAGCGCAUCAAGGCCGCGAAGCUCAAGACGGAGCGCCGCGAGACCUACAGCGCGUCGCUCAUGCAGCGCGCCCAGCGCGGCCGCACGGCGCGGCGCCGCGUGACGAAGAUCAAGACCGACAGGGUCGAGGGCGGCGCGGCGACGCUGCUCCAGUCCCGCCAGCGCGGCCACGCGGCGAAGAAGGAGGUCGCGAAGAAGAAGGAGGAGAUCGCCACGGCCGACGCGGCCGUCAAGGUCCAGGCCCAGCUCCGCCGCCGCGAGGGCGCCAAGGCCGUCGCCGAGAAGCGCGAGCGCGUCAAGAACGCGGCGCAGCACGACGCCGCGACGACGCUGCAGACGCGCCAGCGCCGCCGCGCGGCCGUCGUCAAGGUCGACCAGGCGCGCCUCGACAAGGCCGUCCGCGAGGCCGCGCGGACCGCCGCGGCGACGACGAUCCAGUGCGCGGCGCGGCGCCGCCGGGCCGCGGCGCGCGUCAAGGCGAAGCGCCGCGAGACGUCGGACCGCCGGCGCGUCGCCGCCGAGGCCGCGGCCGAGGCCGAGCGCCUCGCCGCCGCCGCCGCGGCGGAGGAGCGACGGCUCGCCGACGAGGAGCGCGCGCGCGCCGCGGCGGCCCGCGAGGAGGAGCUCGCGCGGCUCGACGCGGAGGAGCGCGCGCGCGUCGAGGCCGAGGAGGCGCGGCGCGAGGAGGCCGCGCGCGCGGCGCGCGAGCUCGAGGCCCGGAAGCUCGCGGCGUGCGGCGCGAUCCAGGGCAUGGCGCGCCGCGUCGCGGCCAAGGCCAAGGUCGCCGCGCGGCGCAGGGCCCACCGCGAGGCCCAGGCGGCCAUCGUCGAGGGCGGCGCCGCGGGCGCGCGCGCCAUCGAGGCGGAGACGGCCGCGGCGCGGGACGACAUCGCCGCGUCGCUGCUCCAGUUCAGCGCGCCGCCGACGCCCGAGGACGGCGCGCCGGCCGAGGCCGCGGCGGCGAAGCGCAAGGACGAGGCCUUCAAGAAGUUCCAGGCCGACGCGGACGCCAAGGCCGCGGCCGACGCCGAGGCCGCGGCGAGCCAGCCGGCCAAGGACGAGGCGAAGCGCCGGGCGGAGCAGGAGCUCGCGCUCGGCGGCGUCGAGCAGGCGCGGCGCGACUCGCAGCUGCCCGACCUCUCGCCGGCGAAGGACGAUGCCGAAGCAGCCGACGCGAAGGCCGCGGCGGACGCGAAAGCCGCGGCCGACGCCGAACCGGCAGACGCCAAGGCCGCCGCCGACGCCAAAGCCGCCGCCGACGCCAAGGCCGCCGCCGACGCCGAAGCGGCGGACGCGAAAGCCUCCGCCGAAGCCAAGGCCGCGGCCGACGCCAAGGCCGCGGCCGACGCCCGGGCCGCCGCGGACGCCGAGGUCGCCGAGGCCGAGGCGCGCGUCCGCGCCGAGGCCGAGGCGAAGAUCGCCGCGGAGGCCGAGAAGGCGCGCGCCGAGGCCGAGGCCGCCGCGGCGAAGCAGCAGGCCGAGGCCGACGCCAUCGCGGCCGCGCAGGCGGAGAUGCGGCGCGAGAUCGAGGCCGCGAACGCGCGGCUCGCCGAGGAGGAGAAGAUCCGCAAGAUCGAGGCGGAGGCGCGCGCGCGCGUCGAGAAGGAGAUGGCCGCGCGGCUCAAGGCCGAGCAGGAGACGCGGGCCCGCUUCGAGGCCGCGGAGCAGGAGCGGCGCCGCGCGGCCGAAGACGCGCGGGCCAAGGCCGACGCCGAGGCGCGCGAGAAGCAGGAGGCCAUGCUGGCGAUGCUCGAGGAGCGCGCCGCGCGGCUCCAGAAGCUCGAGGAGGAGGCCGUCGCGGCCGCGGAGGCGCGCGCCGCCGCCGAGGCCAAGGCCCGCGCGGACGCCGCGGCCGCGGCCGCGGCCGCGCCGCCGCCGGAGCCGACGCCGCGCGACGAGCCCGAGGAGCCCGCGCGGGCCGAGACGCCGACGAAGGAGCCGACGGCGCGCGAGCGCCGCGAGCAGAGCAAGCGGGCCAAGGCCGCGGCGGCCGCGCGCGAGAAGCCCGUCGUGCCGCCCCUGUCGUUCCGGAAGAUCGAGGGCAUCGCCAAGGACCAGGCCGAGCGGCUCAUCGAGGAGCGUAUGGAGGCGCUCAACGCCAAGUUCGCCGAGCUCGAGCACCGCGAGGACCGGCUCCGGUCCCUCGAGGCGUCCGUCGAGGCGCGGCUCAGCGGCUUCGAGGCGACGGCCGCGUCGCGCGACGCCGAGGCCGCCGAGUCGCUGAGCGCGCGCGACACGCAGCUCAUGACCGUCGUCGAGGACCAGAUCAGCGCGCGGCUCGAGGAGAUGGGCGCGCGGUCGCUCGCCAUCGAGGAGCGCCUCGACAGCUACCGCGAGGAGGCCCACGGCGCGUCCAUGGAGGCCACGGCCGCCGUCCAGACCGCGCGCGAGGCCAAGGACACGGCGCGCGAGGCGCGGGACCGCGCGGAGAAGGCCGCGUCGGACCUCGCGCUCGUGCCGCACCAGGCGCCCGCGUCGCCGUCGCGGAGCCGGACGCCGUCGCGGAGCGACCGCGCGCGGUCGCCCGCGGCCGGCGGCGCCGCCGGCGGCGCGCUCGCGGGCGCGUCCUACGCCGCGGACCACUGGGUCCAGUACUACGACGACGCGAGCGGCUCCGACUACUUCUACAACACGGUCACGGGCGACACGUCCUGGACCGAGCCGCCGGGCGUCUCCGUGCAGCGCGGCGACGAGCUCGCGGCCGCGCCGCUCUUCGAGGACGUCGACGAGCCCGUGAAGCUCCAGGAGGGCGAGUCGCCCUGGCUCGAGUACUGGGACGAGUCCGCCGGGAGCCGCUACUGGUACAACGUGCUCACGCACGAGGCGUCCUGGACCCAGCCGCCCGAGGACGACCUCGACGCGCACGCGCAGCAGAUCGUCGUGCCCCCGGGGCCGGACUGGACCGCGGCCAUCGACAACAAGUCGGGCCGCGAGACCUGGGUCAACGACGCCACGGGCGAGGUCCUCAAGUCCGCGGACGGCGACGCGGGCUCCCAGGCCUCGGGCACGGACCGCCGCGCGGCCCGGCGCAACCGCCGCGCGUCGAGCGCGGCCAAGCACUAG
Aureococcus anophagefferens is the source of this 5187-nucleotide messenger RNA. RefSeq lists its product as hypothetical. The transcript has 2 exons. Gene Ontology annotation, molecular function: protein binding. The record is from RefSeq and is a predicted model, not a curated record. The coding region runs from base 1 to 5187 and encodes 1728 amino acids. Lineage: Eukaryota; Pelagophyceae; Pelagomonadales; Pelagomonadaceae.